UUGAAAAGAGGAGGGGCAGAGCUUUUGGACACACUUGGAGGACUUUCCUCGCUAUCCCCCAUACAUGCCAACAAACAUGGCUGUGUUUGGUUCUGUUAGGGCAUGUUUGGAUUUGAUCGGUGAUUGGAAUAAUGACAAUUUCCGCCAGCAUCAUAUUCCCAUCCAUUCUGGAUCUUGACAAAGAAAUAAAAACGGGGCAGAAAUAGAGAGAAAAAACAGAGAGGAGAGAGAAAGAGAGAGGGGUGUAUUUUUACAAAUUCCAUAUUCUCUGAAUCCCCCAAGGGCCAAAGAAAUCAAUGAAGACAAAAGGAACCCCUUGCAUUGUUGCCAACGCAGCCAUGGAAAAGUCCUUAAAGACGAGAGCUUUAAUUCCACUUGACCCACUCUGCAACAAAACCCUUGAAGGCUGUGAAACCGCUUCAAUGGAUAAGGAGGAGGAGUUUGGGGAAACGGUCCGGGGGCCUUGCAUGGGGUUUUACUUGGGUUUUUGAUCAUUUACAGAACCCAGUUGGGGAUUUCAAGUUUGUGUUGUGUUAUCGAUUAUUAAAGGAGGAAUCGCUGAACUCCGUCUCUGAUUCUUAUCUUUGGUGCCCAAAGUUUGACCUUACUGUUAAUGGCCGGAAUGGUCCAAGAGGGGGAAUCAUCAUCUGUAACAUCAUCGCCGCUUCAGUAUUUCUCCCUGAUGUCACUUUCUCCUGGUUUAGGAUCACCAUACCCUUGGCUCAGGGAGCUGAAAUCUGAAGAGAGGGGUUUGUGCUUGAUCCAGCUUCUGCUCAACUGUGCUGGACAUGUUGCUGCUGGUAACAUUGAGAAUGCAAAUGUAGGCCUUGAGCAUAUUUCACACCUUGCCUCUCCUGAUGGCGACACAAUGCAGCGAAUUGCUGCAUACUUCACCGAGGCACUUGCAGACCGUAUGCUUAAAGGUUGGCCUGGUCUGCAUAAGGCCCUUAAUUCCACCAAAAUAUCCUCCAUCUCCGAAGAGAUACUUGUUCAGAGAUUGUUCUUUGAGCUCUGCCCCUUCUUAAAGCUUGCAUAUGUAAUCACAAACCAGGCCAUUAUAGAAGCUAUGGAAGGGGAGAAGAUGGUUCAUAUUAUUGAUCUCAAUUCCUUCGAGCCAGCCCAGUGGAUCAACCUUCUUCAGGCAUUAAGUGCUCGGCCUGAAGGUCCACCUCAUUUGAGAAUUACAGGUAUUCAUGACCAGAAAGAGGUACUGGAUCAAAUGGCACUUCGAUUAACUGAGGAAGCUGAAAAACUAGACGUCCCAUUUCAAUUCAAUCCUAUAGUUAGCAAAAUAGAGAAUCUUGAUGUAGAAAGUUUGCGUGUCAAGACAGGUGAAGCUCUUGCAAUCAGCUCUGUGCUUCAACUACAUUGUCUGCUGGCAUCCAACAAUGAGAUUCUGAGAAGGAAUUUGGCAUCCAAGAUUCCAAAUGCUGUUCACUUGCAAAGAGUCUUGCAGAUGAACCCACGUGCUUUAGGGGAUUUUCUUGAGGCAGAUUUACUUAGUGUUUAUGGUCCUAGUUCUGGUUCAGUCUCACCGCCGUCCCCCUUACCUUUGACCAUUUCGCCAAAGAUGGGUAGCUUCUUGACGUCUCUUUGGGGCCUUUCACCAAAGCUGAUGGUAGUAACUGAACAAGAAUCGAACAAUAAUGGGCCUACUCUUAUGGAAAGGGUCACAGAGGCAUUGUACUUUUAUGCUGCACUUUUUGAUUGCUUAGAAUCUACUGUAACUAGGGCAUCAAUAGAGCGGCAAAAGGUUGAGAAGAUGCUUUUUGGGGAGGAAAUUAAGAAUAUCAUAGCCUGUGAGGGAUCUGAAAGAAAGGAGAGGCAUGAGAAGCUUGAAAAAUGGAUUCCAAGGCUUGAAAUGGCUGGAUUUGGGAGGGUGCCUUUCAGCUACCAAGUUAUGUUGCAGGCUAGGAGGUUAUUGCAAAGCUAUCGUUAUGAUAAUUAUAGGAUCAAGGAAGAGAAUGGCGGCCUGAUUAUUUGCUGGCAAGACAGACCCCUUUAUUCAGUUUCAGCCUGGAGGUUUAGACGGUAUGAAUGAGAUUGUUAGCAUAGAGGAUUGAGUUUUUUUCUUUUUUAUUCUCUAUAGCCUUUAUAAAGGAUUUUGGUUUUUCUUCCCUCUGCAAUGUAGAUUGUUUUGCGCAAGGGUUUGAAGAUCUUUUAACAAUUUCUGUUCCAUAUUAUUUUCCUUUGUUUAUUUGCUGUUCCGUUUACUUUGU
Molecule: messenger RNA, 2219 nt
Organism: Malania oleifera
Lineage: Eukaryota; Viridiplantae; Streptophyta; Magnoliopsida; Santalales; Ximeniaceae
Product: scarecrow-like protein 3
Exons: 2
Coding region: 614-2041 (475 amino acids)
Biological process (GO): regulation of DNA-templated transcription
Cellular component (GO): nucleus
Molecular function (GO): DNA-binding transcription factor activity; sequence-specific DNA binding
Source: RefSeq, a predicted model, not a curated record